This is a messenger RNA of Juglans microcarpa x Juglans regia, 1685 nucleotides long. RefSeq names its product tubulin beta-1 chain. The record is from RefSeq and is a predicted model, not a curated record. Gene Ontology annotation, cellular component: cytoplasm; microtubule. Gene Ontology annotation, biological process: mitotic cell cycle; microtubule cytoskeleton organization. The transcript has 3 exons. Bases 129 to 1472 code for a protein of 447 amino acids. NCBI's taxonomy places the organism in Eukaryota, Viridiplantae, Streptophyta, Magnoliopsida, Fagales, Juglandaceae. Gene Ontology annotation, molecular function: GTP binding; GTPase activity; structural constituent of cytoskeleton.
UCUCCCACUAUAAAAAUAGAACAAAACCCCCUUCGUUUCACCGCCAUUUCCCAAACCCUCACACUCUUCCCUCCCACUUUCUCACUCGUUAAGCCACUUCUAGAACAAACUCAGUGAUCGAGUUCAAAAUGCGGGAGAUCCUUCAUAUCCAGGGAGGUCAAUGCGGGAACCAGAUCGGGGCUAAGUUCUGGGAGGUUGUGUGCGCGGAGCAUGGGAUCGACUCCACGGGGAGGUAUCAGGGGGACAACGACCUCCAGCUCGAGCGCGUCAAUGUCUACUACAACGAGGCCAGUUGCGGCCGCUUUGUCCCUCGUGCCGUGCUCAUGGAUCUAGAGCCGGGCACCAUGGAUAGCGUCAGAUCCGGACCGUACGGGCAGAUAUUCCGUCCCGAUAACUUUGUUUUCGGGCAGUCCGGGGCUGGGAACAAUUGGGCCAAGGGGCAUUAUACGGAGGGGGCCGAACUGAUCGACUCCGUUCUCGAUGUCGUCAGGAAAGAGGCGGAGAAUUGUGACUGUUUGCAAGGGUUUCAGGUUUGCCACUCUUUGGGAGGUGGAACCGGGUCAGGAAUGGGAACUCUUCUCAUUUCCAAGAUCAGAGAAGAGUACCCAGAUAGAAUGAUGCUCACUUUCUCUGUUUUCCCAUCUCCUAAGGUGUCUGAUACUGUUGUUGAGCCCUACAACGCAACGCUCUCGGUUCAUCAGCUUGUGGAAAAUGCAGAUGAGUGUAUGGUCUUGGACAAUGAAGCUCUAUAUGACAUAUGCUUUCGAACACUAAAGCUCACCACCCCAAGUUUUGGAGACCUCAAUCACCUUAUUUCUGCCACCAUGAGUGGGGUUACUUGCUGCCUGCGCUUCCCUGGUCAACUGAAUUCAGAUCUCCGCAAGCUUGCAGUUAAUCUGAUCCCAUUCCCUCGUUUGCACUUCUUCAUGGUUGGGUUUGCUCCACUCACAUCCCGUGGGUCACAGCAGUAUCGGGCCCUUACUGUUCCCGAGCUCACCCAACAGAUGUGGGAUGCAAAGAACAUGAUGUGUGCCGCUGAUCCUCGCCAUGGUCGAUAUCUAACUGCUUCUGCUAUGUUCCGUGGAAAGAUGAGCACUAAGGAAGUGGACGAACAGAUGAUUAAUGUGCAGAACAAGAACUCAUCCUACUUCGUUGAGUGGAUCCCCAACAAUGUUAAAUCUACUGUUUGUGAUAUCCCUCCAACUGGUUUGAAAAUGGCUUCAACAUUUAUUGGCAAUUCUACAUCCAUUCAGGAAAUGUUCAGGAGAGUCAGCGAACAGUUUACGGCCAUGUUCCGCAGAAAGGCUUUCUUGCAUUGGUACACAGGAGAAGGGAUGGAUGAAAUGGAGUUUACAGAAGCAGAGAGCAACAUGAAUGAUCUAGUUUCCGAGUACCAGCAGUACCAAGAUGCUACAGCAGAUGAAGAUGGCUAUGAUUACGAAGAUGAGGAGGAAGUUCAGGAGGAGGCCUAAGCAGUAUUGGAUUCCUGUUUCUCUUUCUGCUUGUGCAAGCUUUGAUAUGGCAUUAAUGUGUCGCUUUUGUUGCUGAAUACCUUAUUUGGGAGGCUUGAUUUGUUGGAAUUUGGUUGGUUUUUAGGCUUGUAUCUCGUUUGCCUUUGUGGUUGUAGUAUAGGGAUUUUUGUGUUACAAACAUGCUACCAUGAGGCGUUAAUGAUUAAUUUCUCA